AUGGGACCUAAAUUCGAUCCAACCGCUGUUUAUGAAAUUAUGGUUCGUGUCACUGGUGGUGAAGCACCAGGUGGUUCAUCAUUAGCUCCUAAAAUAGGUCCUCUUGGUCUUUCUCCAAAAAAAGUUGGUGAUGAUAUUGCUAAAGCAACAGGUGAAUGGAAAGGCAUGCGUGUGACAGUGAAGCUAACUGUGCAAAAUCGUAAUGCGAAAAUCGAUGUCAUCCCAUCAGCAUCGUCGCUUGUUAUCAAAGCACUGAAAGAACCACCACGCGAUCGUAAAAAACAAAAGAAUAUUAAACAUGAUGGUAAUGUUUCACUUGAUGAAAUCUACAAAAUCGCUCGAAUUAUGCGAGUACGUUCAUUAGCUAAGACAUUCGACGGCACUGUAAAAGAAAUUCUCGGCACAGCUCAAUCUGUCGGUUGUAAAGUCGAUGGCUCACAUCCUCAUGAUAUUAUCAAUCAGAUAAAUAACGGUCAAGUGGAUGUACCACGCGAGUAA
This is a messenger RNA of Adineta ricciae, 498 nucleotides long. Lineage: Eukaryota; Metazoa; Rotifera; Eurotatoria; Adinetida; Adinetidae. The record is from the annotation of a GenBank genome assembly.